Uranotaenia lowii is the source of this 551-nucleotide messenger RNA. RefSeq names its product GSK3-beta interaction protein. Gene Ontology annotation, biological process: regulation of canonical Wnt signaling pathway. Lineage: Eukaryota; Metazoa; Arthropoda; Insecta; Diptera; Culicidae. The coding region runs from base 86 to 511 and encodes 141 amino acids. The transcript has a single exon. Gene Ontology annotation, cellular component: cytoplasm. Gene Ontology annotation, molecular function: kinase regulator activity; protein kinase A binding. The record is from RefSeq and is a predicted model, not a curated record.
UGUUUUGGCUGUACUUUGCGCAAAAGUGAUGACAAAUAUUUUUGUGUUAGCCAGAUCAAUUUAAAAAAAAAUAUUUUUUUCAAAAAUGGACAGCAGCAACGGUAAGUUUACCUCCGAUUCCGAUGACGAAGUGAUUGAUUGGUCCCGGGAGGCAGCCGGAGUUAUACAGGACAUCCGGCGACAUGUGAAAGAAGCGGUAAUUUCGGAAAAACUCCCGGUGACUAACUCCGAGGCAUUCAUCAAUUUUCGAACUCUCGAGGACACAGAGCUGUGCGUAAAAUUGGACGGAGAAGGAUUACAGAUCGUGGGCGACCGAUUCGAUAGCUGCGAUCUGGAGAGUCCGGUUAAUAUGCGUUACGAAACGCCUUAUUCGCUGCUGUCUUCGGUAAGUUCCUCAUAUGUAGAAUCCUUCGGCAAUAGUCUUGCUGAAGCAUUGAGCAAAAAACUUCAAGAUCAGAUACUGGAAAAAGGUGAAAGACUUGAGGAUCUUGAAUUUGAGAGUCCUGACUAAAUUUCUUAGAAAAAAAACGGAGGUUCUUUCAAAAGUAAAA